Messenger RNA from Columba livia (rock pigeon), 3111 nucleotides. It is a transcript of the gene NSUN6, whose product is annotated as NOP2/Sun RNA methyltransferase 6. The transcript is spliced from 13 exons. Gene Ontology annotation, molecular function: RNA binding; RNA methyltransferase activity. The coding region runs from base 1025 to 2434 and encodes 469 amino acids. The record is from RefSeq and is a predicted model, not a curated record. Gene Ontology annotation, biological process: RNA methylation. Lineage: Eukaryota; Metazoa; Chordata; Aves; Columbiformes; Columbidae.
GCUAGCGGCGGUAGGUGGGGACGUGGCGGAGUCCGCAGCGCCGCCGGGAGAGGGUGGAACGGGGCCCGGCCCUGCGUGCUCCGCCCUGCUCGUGCUGUCCCGGGUCCGGACGGGGCUGGUGUCUCCGUGGGUGUACGCCGGGGCUGAGGGGGCAAUGGUGCCGGUAGCGGAGCGUCCCGCUGAGGCGCGCCGCCUCCUGGGGACCCCGGGCCUGGCGUGAGGAGCCUCGCAGGGCCUGGGGGAGGCUACCAAGAGAGAGCUGUUCCCAGCUCCACACCCCCCUUAGUGUUUUCAAUAAGGGCGCGAUGUGGGAAUAAGAGAGCCCCAGGUCCUGCCCCCCACAGCAAUAAGCUGGCUGAGUUUUCUUCCUCCUGUGGGAAGGGGUGGGGAAAGGAAGUUUUAAGGUUCAGGCUUGCUCGGCAUCUCUGGGCGCUGGCUGCGUUUGACAGCUUGCAGGGCUUAUAGCAAGAUCAAAGCCCUGGCCCAGCAUCGCAUCCCCGCAGCAGCUCCCAACAGAGGCACAGGGAAACCUGUGAGGAGAUGGUUAUGCUCCCUCGGGGGCUCUGCUGAAGUCUGUCAGUCCUUUCCUGGGGCAAGGUAUACUGUGCAGCAGGUCUGUGGAAAAAACAACAAAACAACUCCUUUUGGUUUCAAACCUGCCUCCUGCUAGUUCUGUUUGAACUCCAACUCGUGUGUUUGAAGAGGCACUAGGCAGUCUCCCUCAUCAACUUUUCUUUCUGCCACACCUGAAUUGAUAAGCUUUUCUCACAUUCCCUCUCAACUGUGUUCUCCAGCCUGGAAGAUUGCAAACAGUUUAGUUUUUCCUUAUUUGAAAGCCAUUCCCUAUCCCUUUCGCUGAAGCUACAUUGCAUGUCUUCUGGGAUAAUGGGCACUGCAAGGUUUAUUUCUUUCAAAAGGUGCUAAUUUCGGGAAUAAGGCUUUGAAAUUCCUACCCAUGAAGCUGAAAGUUGCCUUUGUCUGGGAUCAAAAUUCUUUACCAGCAGAUUUUAAAAACUAAAGGAAGAUGUCUUUUUUCCCCAAAAUCUCUUUCCAGUGUGAGGUUGAAGAGUAUCUUACCAAAGUUUUCAGAAACAAUGAGCUUGUCACUGCUUUAGGAACCCAGGAGGCAGAAUGUAAAUAUCAAUCUCUGUUAAGUCGUCUAUCUCAUCCACCAAGUUUCACCACUGUUAGAGUUAAUACCCACUUGGCCUCAGUGAAAAACGUGAAAAAAUUGCUGUUUGAAGAGAUCCAGAAGCAAUUUAAAGGAUUAUGUGUUCCAGUUCUUGAGCACCCAAAACUCCAGGACAUCUUAUUAAUUCCUGUCAUUGGACCCAGGAGAGAUUUAAAAAAACAUGCAUCUGAAGUCAUUGUUGGAGCCCAGUGUGGAUAUGCAGUACUUCGAGGAGCACAUGUUUAUGUCCCUGGAAUCAUAUCUGCCUCAAGAUUUAUGAAAGCUGGAGAUCUGGUCUCAGUGUAUUCAGAUAUUGAAGGGAAAUGUAAAAGAGGAGCCAAAGAAUUUGAAGGAGUCAAAGUUUUCCUUGGAAAUGGGAUUUCAGAACUGAGUCGCAGUGAAAUCUUUAGUUCCAGUUGCCCAUUGAAUGGAAUGGGCGUAAAAAUGAUAGAGCCAGUCUACCUUAGUCCUUCGUUUGACAAUGUGCUUCCUAGUAAUUUGUUUUUACAGAACUUGCCUUCUGUGGUUGUGAGCCAUAUUUUAAACCCUCAACCAGGAGAAAGAAUUUUGGAUAUGUGUGCUGCACCAGGAGGAAAAACAACCCAUCUUGCAGCAUUAAUGCAUGACCAGGGUGAAGUAAUAGCCAUGGACAAGACAGCUAACAAGGUCAAAAAAAUUAAGCAGAACGCUGAAUUGCUACAGUUGAAUUGCAUUAAGACUUUUUGCUAUGAUGGAACAAAGGCACUUUCAGUUGAGAAGAGAGAGGAUGAACAAGAUGGACCUCCAUUCUCACCAGAGUCAUUUGAUCGAAUUCUUCUUGAUGCUCCAUGUAGUGGGAUGGGACAGAGACCAAACAUGGCUUAUUCCUCAACUUUAAAGGAAGUGACCUCUUACCAGCCACUUCAGCGCAAGCUUUUCACUGUGGCAGUGAAAUUGCUGAAGCCAGGAGGUAUUUUAGUGUAUAGUACAUGUACGAUUACACUCUCUGAAAAUGAGGAGCAAGUUGCGUGGGCCUUGAAAACUUUUCCUUGUCUCCAGCUUCAGCCACAGGAACCUCACGUUGGAGGAGAAGGCAUGAGGGGUGCUGGACUGUCACUUGAUCAGUUGAAGCUGCUGCAGAGAUUUGAUCCAUCUGCUGUGACGUUGCAAGGAAUGGAUAUUAAUUCUUUGGAAGAUUCCAGGGAAGAUGAUCUGAUUUCACUGGCAAACAAGGACUGUAUAGGAUUUUUUAUUGCAAAAUUUAUUAAAUUGAACAGUAAAUAAGCAGUUAGGAAUGCAACCUGAAAAAAACACCUCUGUGAGUCUAAGAACAAUUUGGAGGUGAAGUGUUUCUCCUGCUCCAACGUUGCUGAGGCAACGGGCUGACGGCAGGGUUGCUAUGGCAGCCAGAAAAUCUGCCAGCUGUUCUGCUGGGAAAGAGCCACAGGUUGCAGAGAGAAAGUCAUGGCUGGGGGAAGGGUAGGAUCACUUGCACAUCUCCAUUUCCUUUUGUAUUGACAGCAGAUCAGUGCACGAAUGACAAGUGUGUUCACUUGUGCUGCUGUCUGGUCUGUCUUUCCUCAUGUGAGUCGAUUGUCUAGUGCAGCAAGCAUAGGAACAGGGUUUCGCUGGGAGGGGUGUAAGCCACAUCAUGAAAUGCAAACAUAAUAUUUGGAACUAUUAUCAUGAAUUUUGGAAAAGGUAGUUUCUAUGGAGGUUUACCAAUAGUUAAUGUUUCAUUAAAUAGUGCUUCAUGAAACACUGUAACUUUUUACAAAUAACUUUUAUAAAUUGAUACUUAGAACCUCAUUUCUCUUUUAUUUUAAUACAGGCAAGAUUCUCUGUACACAUAGUAUAUACACAAAAUACGAUCAGGCUUUGUAGCAUGUCUUUUAUAGCAGCAUGAAUAUAUUAAACCAUCUCACUCUGGGAAUGUAAAUAAAUAUUGUUUCAACAUCAAA